GUGGUUUCCGCUGCUUUUUCUGCGCGACAUUUCUGUCUGUCUGAGGUGGGCUGUUGUGAAGUCUAGGUGAGGCCUGCGCACGGCAGCCAUGACGGAGGCUGAUGUGAACCCGAAGGCCUAUCCCCUCACAGAUGCCCACCUUACCAAGAAGCUGCUGGACCUUGUUCAGCAGUCGUGUAACUACAAGCAGCUUCAGAAAGGAGCCAAUGAAGCCACCAAAACCCUCAACAGAGGCAUCUCUGAGUUCAUUGUGAUGGCAGAAGACGCUGAGCCCUUGGAGAUCAUCCUGCACCUCCCUCUGCUGUGCGAAGACAAGAAUGUCACCUAUGUAUUUGUGCGCUCCAAGCAGGCUUUAGGACGGGCCUGUGGAGUCUCCAGGCUGUUCAUCACCUGUUCUGUAACCAUCAAAGAAGGCUCUCAACUAAAGCAGCAGAUCCAGUCCAUUCAGCAGUCUAUUGAAUGGCUCCUGGUGUAG
Molecule: messenger RNA, 475 nt
Organism: Rattus rattus (black rat)
Lineage: Eukaryota; Metazoa; Chordata; Mammalia; Rodentia; Muridae
Product: NHP2-like protein 1
Exons: 1
Coding region: 89-475 (128 amino acids)
Biological process (GO): maturation of SSU-rRNA; mRNA splicing, via spliceosome
Cellular component (GO): precatalytic spliceosome; small-subunit processome; U4/U6 x U5 tri-snRNP complex
Molecular function (GO): RNA binding
Source: RefSeq, a predicted model, not a curated record